Messenger RNA from Halichondria panicea, 589 nucleotides. RefSeq names its product AP2-associated protein kinase 1-like. NCBI's taxonomy places the organism in Eukaryota, Metazoa, Porifera, Demospongiae, Suberitida, Halichondriidae. Bases 93 to 458 code for a protein of 121 amino acids. The record is from RefSeq and is a predicted model, not a curated record. The transcript is spliced from 4 exons. Gene Ontology annotation, biological process: positive regulation of Notch signaling pathway; regulation of clathrin-dependent endocytosis. Gene Ontology annotation, molecular function: AP-2 adaptor complex binding; protein serine/threonine kinase activity. Gene Ontology annotation, cellular component: cytoplasm.
ACUCACCGUGAAUCUGCCAGCAUGCAUGCCAGUACCAGUACAGUGCAGUGCAUGCAGUGCUAGUGGCUGUGCUAUAGGAUAAGAAUGGAUGCAUGCAUGAAAGGAUGGAGGCACUGGGCGUACUACUGUUCAAGCUGUGCUUCAUGGAUACUCCAUUUGGUGACAACCCUCUAGCCAUAGUCAGUGCUCAGUACAGCAUUCCUGAAGACUCUCCCUACACACAAGACCUGCACAACUUCAUAGGCUACCUGUUAACCUCUGACCCUGAGCUGUGUCCCAGUAUCUGGCAAGUGUGUGAGGUGGUGUCCAGGAUCACAGGAACCACCAACCAUGUCACUAAUGUCUUUGUAUAUAUGAGAGCUAAACUGGAUGUCUGUCCUUUCAAAGAGCUGGAGGAUUUCAAGAGCUGCUCACUAGAGAACUGUGUAGUUACUAGUUACCUAGGUCACCACCAUUAAUGUGCUAUUGUUUAUAGUGUGGUGGCUGUGAAUCAUUAUCAACACCCACUCAAAUAAUUAUAAUUGUGUAUCUAAAAAUAGAUCAGUUUAAUUAGUAGGGGAAGGCCCCAGAAAGAGGGUGUGGCACUUUG